Parastagonospora nodorum SN15 is the source of this 1632-nucleotide messenger RNA. RefSeq lists its product as hypothetical. Gene Ontology annotation, biological process: phospholipid metabolic process. The coding region runs from base 1 to 1407 and encodes 468 amino acids. NCBI's taxonomy places the organism in Eukaryota, Fungi, Ascomycota, Dothideomycetes, Pleosporales, Phaeosphaeriaceae. The transcript has 5 exons. The record is from RefSeq and is a predicted model, not a curated record. Gene Ontology annotation, molecular function: phosphatidate phosphatase activity.
AUGGAUCAAUGGACGUCCAAGCAGCUCCCUGAGCGCCUGCCCUUCUCCAAGAAGCGCCUGCCCAAGAGGGUCAUCUUCUCUCUGCUUAUUGGCGUCUUCACUCUUGUCGACAAGAUCCCGCCCUUCCACCAACACUUCUCGCUCGAAAACUACACCCUCCACUAUCCCUUCGCCGUCAAGGAGCGCGUCCCCGUCAUCUGGCUCUGCGUAUACGUCAUUCUCGCGCCCGCCGCCAUCAUCGCCAUCUAUACGCUGGUGCUCGAUGGCCUCUUCUCACAUCAAACUGAGAUGCCUUCGGGCAGAGCUGGUCUCAAACGACUGAGUGGCAGAUACAGGUUCAAGGACCGCUUGUGGGAGCUCAACUGCGGCAUCCUGGGUCUCGGCUUGAGCGUCGGCGCUGCUUUCACCAUCACAGGCGCGCUCAAGAAUGCCAUUGGAAAGCCGCGCCCGGAUCUAAUCUCCCGCUGUAUGAUUGAUCAGACCAAGAUCAACACUACUCUAUACGCCCUGCAAACCAUAGACAUAUGUACCCAGACCAACAACUACAUUCUCCAAGACGGAUUCAAAAGCUUCCCCUCGGGUCACAGCAGUGUCUCCUUCGCGGGCCUCUUCUACCUUUCCCUGUACCUCGCUGCGAAACUCCAUGUCAUGGACGCAAAGGGCGAGGUCUGGCGCACCUUUAUCGUGUUAGUGCCGACCCUCGGCGCCGCGCUCAUCACCGGGAACUCGUAUCAUGGACGCGCGCAAUACUUUCCUGCAGUCACCGAGACAUGGCGCAAGGGCCGCGCUUACCCCAUCCGUGCGUGGGGUCGUGGACCUGCUCCUCCGCCGGAACCAAACCCUACUAUCAUGGUUGACGAGGACGUGCAGCCGCUGAGGCCAAUGGGUCGUCCGACGGACAUGGAGCGUGGCGAGGCUUCUGGCUUCGCCUCCAACACAGCGGUGGCCGGCGAGAGUGAACACGGAGGCAAUGUGUUCCGCCAACAAAUACAUGACUCGCAACGAAGGCGACAAAAUCCUUACGCCGUUGAACGGAGUGACACGCUGGCGUCCAGUAAUUACCGAACCGACACCAUGGGCUCAACUAUAUCGACAAAGGUCUCCAAUUACCAAAAUCAGAUGCCGGCAUCGAAUCCCUUUGCCGGUCAACGGAGAAUGGACACGUAUGACUACUCUUCAUCCGAAGAUGGCGAUGGAUACGAGAUGCAAGCAGGUCACUUCACCGAUACAGGCUACCACCGCCCCACAGGCAUCUCACCUCAGCCUACCCCGCCGCCUCCAUCGAAUGCCGGAAUGCCAGGACAGGCCAUCACAACAGCAUCGAUAACUGGAGAUCUAAGUGAAAGAAGAGAUCUCGCACCUGUGCCUCCGCCACACGGCGCAGGCACAGCACCUCAGCAGAUAUAGAUUGCAUUUUGUUUGACCAUGAAGAUCACGCCAAUGCUCGCAAUCGACGUGAUGAGGUGGAAUGCUAGCUAUACGGUGGUCCAGGUGCUAACUUGAUCGAAUUGACGAACAUGUACUUUGUAUCAUUACUGCUCCUAGAAGAGCGAGGAGUUUUUGUAAAUGGCGAAAAGUUGGGUCAUAGCAUACAGCAUACUACCAAUGUGGAAUUUCUUUUAACUGUUCAUU